AUGCGGUACAUUCACUCCGAGGAACGGCUGCCCAUUCCGGACAAUGUGAAGGUUCACAUUCGUUCGCGCAUUGUGACCGUUGAGGGUCCCCGUGGCAAGCUCGUCAAGGACCUCUCCCACAUCGCCGUCACCUUCGGUCGCCCCGAGCCCAACGUGAUCUCGAUCGAGCUGCACCACGGUGUCCGCAAGGGAGUUGCUACUCUCCGCACCGUCCGCACCCUCAUCAACAACUUGAUCAUCGGUGUUACCCGCGGUUUCCUCUACAAGAUGCGUUACGUUUAUGCCCAUUUCCCCAUCAACGUGAACAUCGAGAAGAACGCCGAGACUGGCUGCAACGACAUUGAGAUCCGUAACUUCCUCGGUGAGAAGUACGUUCGCCGCGUGACUGCCCAGCCCGGUGUCGACAUCAUCCCCUCCACCAACGUCAAGGACGAGCUCCAGCUUUCCGGAAACUCCCUCGAGGGUGUCUCCCAGUCUGCUGCCGACAUUCAGCAGAUCUGCCGUGUUCGCAACAAGGAUAUCCGUAAGUUCUUGGACGGUCUGUACGUUUCCGAGAAGGGCAACAUCAUUGAGGAAUAA
Messenger RNA from Penicillium verhagenii, 579 nucleotides. Its product is annotated as 60S ribosomal protein uL6. Gene Ontology annotation, cellular component: cytosolic large ribosomal subunit; ribosome. Bases 1 to 579 code for a protein of 192 amino acids. The record is from RefSeq and is a predicted model, not a curated record. Lineage: Eukaryota; Fungi; Ascomycota; Eurotiomycetes; Eurotiales; Aspergillaceae. The transcript is spliced from 4 exons. Gene Ontology annotation, biological process: cytoplasmic translation. Gene Ontology annotation, molecular function: structural constituent of ribosome; rRNA binding.